AUGGCCAUUACAUUAUCGCGCUAUAACGUUAUAACUUUUGGUGACGAAAAACAAAAACUGUUUUUAAAGACGCCUGCUCUUUUUGUAUAAAUUCGAUCCCCAAGAUCCGCGCAUUGUCUACGACCAAAGCAGAACCGGACGGCAAAACUUGAGAAAUGUCUAUGAUAAUCCUGCUCCUUGCGGGGCUGAGCGGCACUCUCGCCCAACAUGCCCCGAACACGGCUGACAACAAACAGGCCAUCGUGCACCUGUUUGAGUGGAGAUGGGCUGACAUCGCCGCGGAGUGUGAGACAUUUCUGGGACCUUACGGUUUCGGAGGAGUACAGGUGUCGCCACCGAACGAAAAUCGUGUGAUCGCCAUUCCUUACCGCCCCUGGUGGGAGCGCUACCAGCCAAUCAGCUAUCACCUCAACACCCGCAGUGGCAACGAUGAAGACUUCAGGGACAUGGUUCACCGCUGUAACCAGCAGGGAGUCAGAAUAUACGCGGAUGUCGUCAUCAACCACAUGUGCGGUUUCGGCGGCUCGGGACACGGCACGGGCGGGAGUUACUUCAAUGCCGAAAACCUGGAUUUCCCGGCCGUCCCCUACGGAUCCAAUGACUUCAACAACUGCAGUACGUGUGGUACCAGCGACUGUAAAGUCCAGAGCUAUGACGACGUUAAUCAGAUACGUAACUGCCGCCUUGUCAGCAUGCUGGACUUGAACCACAGUAGUGACUACGUCCGUGGGAAGAUCGCGGACUACAUGAACUACCUUACCUCCAUCGGAGUUGCCGGCUUCCGUGUCGAUGCCGCCAAACACAUGUGGCCGGGAGACUUGGCCGCCAUCUUCGGCCGGCUCAGCGACCUCAACACCGCCUACUUCCCGUCAGGCUCCCGCCCCUUCAUCGCCAUGGAGGUCAUCGACCUUGGUGGUGUAAUUUCGUCAUCAGAGUACAUCCAUAUGGGGAGGAUCACAGAGUUCAGGUACGGCAAGCAGAUCGGACAGAUCUUCAGAAAGCAGUACGGACAGACGCUGGCAUAUUUGCAGUACAUUGGCGAGAACUGGGACAAGGAGUCGGACAACAACGUGCUGGUGUUCGUGGACAACCACGACACCCAAAGGAGCCACGGGGCAGGCGGAGAGUCCAUCCUCACCUUUAGAGACAGCAAGCUGUAUAAGAUGGCCAAUGCUUUCAUGCUGGCGUUCCCGUACGGCUUCGUUAGGAUGAUGAGUAGCUACUACUGGGACCAGUGGUGGGAAUUGCAGUCGUGGGGCUUGAAGGACAGCAACGACUGGAUCGGGCCGCCAGCCGACGGUAGCGGCAACACUAUGGGGGUGUCAAUCAACAAUAAGGGCAACUGCCGCAACGGAUGGAUAUGUGAGCAUCGCUGGCGUCAGAAUCGCAACAUGGUGAUGUUCCGUAACGUGGCAGCCGGGCACGGCAUGUUCAACUGGUGGGACAACGGCUACCACCAGAUUGCCUUCUCCAGAGGAGACAGGGCCUUCAUUGCCAUCAACAACGAAGGCUUGUGGGCACUGGACGCGACCCUGCAGACAGGUCUCUCCUCUGGCGACUACUGUGACGUCAUAUCCGGUGAUCUUUCUAACGGAGGCUGUACGGGAAAGACCAUUACUGUGGGCGGGGACGGCAGGACUCACAUUUACAUCGCAGGUGAUGACGAGGUCCCAAUGAUCGCCAUCCACGCAGGCUCUAAAGUAUGCAGGGGUAACGGAAUCGACACAGGGCCCACAGACCCAGUGCACCCUACACCCCCUGCCCCGAUCAGCCCAACAGGGACAGCGAGAACAGUUGUUUUCAUCAAGAAGCAGACGUCAUACGAACAGUACGUGUUUCUCAGAGGUGGCGUUGGAUACGGAGAUAGACCAGGAUGCACAAGUGAUGCAGUGUUAAGCCAAUGUGCAAUCCCCAUCUCGCACAGAAUCAGAGGCACCAACACGGUAGGAGACAACCAUCUGGACUGGUAUGGUAUCGAGUGCGGACAGGAGCUUAGAGCACAGGGCAGUCCUCUGGUCUGGACCACGAAUAACCCCAACAACGCGGCUACAGUCAACUCUCAGGGGUACGGCUACACACCACUCAACCAGUGGGGGGACCACUACUGGAUGCUAGACGUGGAUAUGGACUGUUCGCGAACAGAAUACGGUUGGUUUGAGGUGAAAGCCAUGACCAUUGUCCGUUAUCCUGGCGGCGGUGUCCAGUGGGAGAGUGACCGGAACCAGGGGACGUGUGGUGGGACGGCGGGCGGGACCAAGCCCUACUCCUCCGGUAACCACUUCGCACGCUGCGGCAAGAUCAACGCCUUCGACUUUGACGGCAACGCUUGUACCAUCAACGAGUUUUAAGAUUACUUAGAAAUUUUGCUGAUUAUUCUGCUUAUGUCACAUGUUUUAUGGAUGAGAUCUAUUUGUGAAAACCGUAGGAGGGAGAGAGGCAGGAAGGAAGAUGGAAAUGAUAAGAGAGACGAUAAGAACAAGAAACGGAACUUGAUACCUUCGACGUACAUCAUUUUGGUAGUGGACUUUAUUAGAUAAGAGGUAGACAAAUUUUGGUCACCGUGACAGCAUUGAUGAUUAUAGUUGGUGAGUUAAGUAGUAUCGCAAGGAUUGUUUAUUUUUUCUCAUACAUACAGACAAGAAAUUAUAGCAUAAUAAAAGGAUGAUAGAUAGAUAAAUAAAACAUAAGGGGAAGCUAGCUAGCUAAAGGGUACUGUAUUGACCUCCCCAAAAUCUUAUGACAUUAGAAUACAAGCGUUGUGGUUAUAAGGUGCAAAUAAAUAAGCAAACUAAAAAGGCAUAUUUGCAAGCAAAAGCAGUAUGUUAACCUUUGCCUAACAUUUCUACCAAGAAGGGCAUGCAGUCGUAGUUGCAGACGUUGAAACAUGACAAGUCAAGAAGAAGCGGAUGGAUUUUCAUAAUUUUUGUCGUUAAAUCAAAUAACGACCAACGUUAUGAUACGUAAAUCAUGCAAACUAGGUUAAUAGUUUGCACCAUUAAUGACAGGAUAGCAGGAAUUUCAAAGGUAACUUUGUUCGUGAGGAACAUCUAUUGUUGAUAGAUAUUGUUACAUCUCACGUGUAAUUUAGAGAGAUAAUAAAAUAA
Messenger RNA from Branchiostoma floridae (Florida lancelet), 3104 nucleotides. RefSeq names its product pancreatic alpha-amylase-like. The record is from RefSeq and is a predicted model, not a curated record. Gene Ontology annotation, molecular function: cation binding; alpha-amylase activity. Lineage: Eukaryota; Metazoa; Chordata; Leptocardii; Amphioxiformes; Branchiostomatidae. The transcript has 14 exons. Gene Ontology annotation, biological process: carbohydrate metabolic process. Bases 156 to 2348 code for a protein of 730 amino acids.